Messenger RNA from Chelmon rostratus (copperband butterflyfish), 1687 nucleotides. RefSeq names its product nuclear receptor 2C2-associated protein. Lineage: Eukaryota; Metazoa; Chordata; Actinopteri; Chaetodontiformes; Chaetodontidae. The coding region runs from base 23 to 448 and encodes 141 amino acids. The transcript has 5 exons. The record is from RefSeq and is a predicted model, not a curated record.
CGGUAGCGUCUGAAAUUCCGACAUGGCGUCCUCAUUGAUUUGCAGCGAAAUUCAAAGCAGGGUGAGUUCAGUACUAAACAGAGAUGUUAAGCAGUAUGGCAAGAAGUACAUGUUUGACUGCAAUGAAGAGACAUGCUGGAACUCAGACCAGGGUGAAUGUCAGUGGGUGUUGCUGGAGUUCCCCCAGUCUGUUAAGGUGUCAGAGUUAAGGCUCCAGUUCCAGGGAGGCUUCUCAGCAAAAACAUGCAGACUAGAAGGUUGCCCGAAAGAGGGAGACUUUACAGCGAUCAGCCAUUUUUAUCCAGAGGACAACAACUCUCUUCAGAGCUUUCCCAUACAGGAGGCCCCUGCAGUGGACAAAGUAAAAAUAAUGUUUGAGAAUAGUGCCGACUUUUUUGGGAGAAUAAUUGUUUAUUCCUUGGACGUCCUGGGGGAGAAAGCCUCAUGACCACUUUUUUUUAAUGCACUCAUGAGAGAGGAAAUGACCCGAGUAAAGUAUCGGGUGCAGGAUGGUGUGGUGGCACUUGGGAAACAUGUCAUCUGUACUGCCACCUCAUGAACUGAUAUGAAUGUGGCCUUUUUUGGUAUGGACGCUUUCAGGGAUCUGUCAAGCCAUCUCACCCAUGAUCACUUAAACACAGAAGGCUUGGCAUGAAGUCUGAAUCUUAAUUUUUUAAUUGCAGAUUUAAUGGGUUUUGUAUGAUUUUGAUCAUUUUUGUCACACUCUUGAUAGUCAGAUUGUGCCUCUGAGUUGAAGCGCCAUUCCAGUGGAACACACAGUGUAAAAAUACAUUUUUAUUAAAACAUGUUUACAGUCCUUUUUUGCUGCCCUUCAGCCAAACAAAAUAAUUCCACUGUACACAACCAUCACAUUUUAGUCCUAGCUUGUAUAAAGUUUCAGAACACUGUAAUGCAUACAAAGCAAUGCAUACAAAUGGAAUAAACUGUUUAUAAAAUGGCAAAUGCAUUUUACUCAGUGUAAAUGUAUCUGCAUAUGCACUCGUCUAUUACAAUGACUUGUUAUCGUGACAGAGGUCUCCAUCGUCUCACCACAGAUGAUGGCCGGUUGUAGAUCUGUGAUCAACAGUGUCAGAAUGCAUUAAUACACUUUAACUCGUGUCAUGUUGGCGACUUGUAGAGUUUCAGAAUAUGGUCCUCCAACACUUUUUGAACUGGAAACAAAAGAAAUGGAAGUGUUAAUUCUGCAAAGCAUUUUUCCAGUAGCCUCUUGUAAAAAGAUAACACAUUUAUUGGAUAUAAGAAGACAAUACGUACUCUUUUUGUGUCCAAGGGCAACAGCUAAGGCCAUUGGACUGUAACCAGAAUCAGACUCAAUGGUCAUGUCUGCCCCGUUGGCUGCAAGAAAGUACAGUAAUGGCAAUUAUUAAAGCAUUCAAACAGAAGCCGGUAGAAUUUGUCACGACUUUACAAUAUAGGCAUGCAUUGUACCUAAGAGUGCUUCUACACAUUUGAUGUGGUUCCCUCGUACAGCAUAAAGAAGAGGAGUCCCACCAUUCUGAGAUAAAACACAAGAGGGUUCAUUAAAAACAAAACACAUCACAUUGUAGUUAUACUUCUGUGUUUAAUGGACAUUUUUGCUUAUUUUAAUAAUGUGUUGCCUUGCCAUAACUAAUAAUUGUAGUGGAUUUGUGAUGACAUGUCUGAGAUAAAGUCCUUAUGUACCCAG